AUUCAGAUAUCGGGUAAAACUAAACUGCUUAUUUUAAUUAAAGUUGAGGUCUACUAUUCGAGUUUCCUGUUAGGCGUGUACGAGGCUACCGCAAAUUCCUUAACUAUGAAUUCCUUGCAUAGUCCAAAACACUACGUUAACACUCAUAUUGGUGCACCGUUUUAUGGCGUCUCCAUACAAAGCUCUACAAAGGUGCGUGAAACGUUUCGGCAAAUAACUCAGAAACUAUGGGCCACAAAGACCUGCGACUUGGAUAAAUCGUUCAAAAAUUCGUCUUUUAUAACGUUUCACUUUCUUGGCUUCUUCCAGGGGACUUUUUGUUGCGUGACAAUGAAAACGAUCUAUUCACUUUACUUCACUCAGCUUCAUGAUCACUUUCCCUAUUUACCCUCCCCAGUUCACCAGAUUCUUGCAAGGUUAUAACCCUUACUAGUAUAAAGAAAAAAAUUUGGAGCCCCGUGGGGGGCGUAAAAAUCUUUACCAGCGGCUGGAAAGAACUGUUUAAUGAAAAGUAAGAAAAGAAACAUGCACUGUUAGGUCGAAAAUGAAGUUUUUUUUUCUUGGCAAUGUCACAUGGUUUCUUUCAGAGUAUGGGAAUUACCCUAGUCUGCUACACAGCCAUUUUUAGCGUCGUCACGCAAUGCUCCUCCCCACUAACACCGCCGCCGCAGCCGUUAGUAGGGAGGAGCGUUGCGUGACGACACUAAAAACGGCUGUGUAGCAGUCUAGAAUUACCCCGGCUCAUCUAUCGUCCAUUAAGAAACGGUCCAGAUAAGAACGAUAGCAACAACGGCAACGAACAUGUUGGAAUGCAAAAAAGGUGCUAACUUUUCUAUUGUCUGUACUUACUUCUGAUUGGCUUAAACAGCAAAAGUUAACAAAACUUCAUAAAGCAGUACAUAUAUUCAUCCUUACUUUCCAACCAUCUUCCAUAUAACAAAAUCUGGUCUCAGUUUGAAUAACAAAGAAAUCCUAUGUGGGGAACAUGUAAAAUUGUAAACUUUUCUUGGCUAUUGUUUUCAACUCUUGUGAUUGGUCAAAAUCUUUUAACACAAAAAAACACCCUUUCAAAGUGGAGUGUAAAUGCAUUUUAUUGCGUAAACGGCCUUCAUGUAGGUUUAUGCAUUCUCUGUGUAAAAAUGAGAACAUUCCUAUGUGGGGAAAGCACCGUUGCCGCAUAACAAAAAAAACUGCUAUCCACAUUACCCGGAUCAUUACUUAAUGUCUAAAAAAAUUAUUUUUUGGUAGGGGGGGGGGAGGGAGGGGGCAAAAAAUCUCACUAGUAAAGAGAACAUUUCAUAAAAGAUGCAAAAGAACAUACUCAAAAAGGAUGGAAACUCAAUUUUUCUCUACAGCCACCUCAAUCAACUGUUUUAAAUGCUAUUCAAGCAUCUCCAUGGAAGACUGCAUAAAGUUCCACAAACCAACUCCCUGCCCAAAAAACACGGUACACUGCCGAAACAUGACGGUUGGAGUCCACGUUAAACUGCUCAACAACGAGUAUGUGAUCGGCUACGAAAGAGGCUGUGCAACGCAAGACCAAUGUCUUCGCAAAAGAUGCACUGGUAAUUUUGGCGAGCAGUUAGGAGUAGAGAAAGGCAAGUACGAAUUAUGUGAGAUAAGUUGCUGUGAGGGAAAUUUGUGCCCUGAAGGAAAUGCUACUGUUAGUGCCCAGGGCCCUCCGGUGGCAGGGGCUCGCAGCGGAUCUGCAACUGUUCAAUGGAGUUCCCUUGUAACACUGGGGAUAUUGAUCAUUGCUGUUGGUACGGUUUUCUUGUUAAACCAUAGUUAA
This is a messenger RNA of Porites lobata, 1792 nucleotides long. The record is from the annotation of a GenBank genome assembly. Lineage: Eukaryota; Metazoa; Cnidaria; Anthozoa; Scleractinia; Poritidae.